Microthlaspi erraticum is the source of this 465-nucleotide messenger RNA. NCBI's taxonomy places the organism in Eukaryota, Viridiplantae, Streptophyta, Magnoliopsida, Brassicales, Brassicaceae. The record is from the annotation of a GenBank genome assembly.
AUGGAGGAGUUGACCAUGGAGAUGGUUCUCUUUGAAGGAGUAGUCGAGGCCGAGUCUUUCGCUACGGCGGAAGAUGAACCGAUGGCGGAUGAAGAAGCCACGGCGGAGAAACCCGAGGAGCCGGAGAUUCCUCGAGAUGCACAGACGACGGAGCCGAUCCCAAACUCCGCCGAAACCCUAGCUCCACCACCAACUGACGGAGCGACUGAAGCAGCGGUCACUACACCUCCGGUGGUGACCGUCCGAGACGAGCUCAACGCCGCCGCAACAGAGUCGGAGCCCGACGCUUCGGUUCCUCCGAGAGAUCCAACUCCGGUCGCUUCUCAACCUCACGAUGAGCGAAAGUAUUCGUCAACCGGACUUCCGCCGUCGAAGAAGAUGAAGGAGAAGUCCCGAUCGCUCCAUCUCCAAAGCCAAGCUCAAAACUCGAUCUACUCCGGUGAAGAAAGCUCCGGCUCGAGCUAG